UUUUUGAUCUGGAGGACCUCCUCUAUCCGUACAUACCCAUUUUAACCCCGAAAUCGGAGGAUGCUAUUCUAAAUCGCAGCCUAAAUAAUUUGCUUUUGCUGGUAUAUUAUUCGUGUGUAUGAAAAUACACGUGAGUUCAUCGAUAGGUAAUACAAUAUCAUUUCUGGGUACAUCCAUCCUAAUGGAAAGCACAUCCUUAGUUAGUCUGCGCUCUAAAUUGUGCAGUUGUUUGCAAAUACUACGCCUUUAUGAUUGGCUUGUAAAUUCAUAUAUAUUGCAAAGGAGUUUUAGUUAUUUUUUCAAGCACUUUAAUUUACAGGAUUUUUACAUUGAUAAUCAUUGGAAUAAGUUGCCGGAAAGUUGGCGGCUACAUUUGGAACAGUUACAUCCUGAAGAGUUGGCUACUCUUUUAAAUUAUAACAAGUUUAGCAAGCAGAAGCAUGCUGUUUGGCCAUUGUCAUUAUUAGCUUUACGUCACUUAUUAUUACAAUUGAGUAUACCAAGAAAUCAAUCUACAAAUUCAAUCGAUUUGAGUGUAUCGCAGAGGCCUGUUCUCAGCGACAGAAAGCUUGGGCAUGCAUUUAAUAAAUGCGUUAAACCUAAGAAGCGCCAUGAAAUACAGUUAAUGGCAUCUAUUUGUGAAUACAGCUGUCAAAUAUCACCGGUUGAUUUUGUUGUGGAUUUCGGCGCGGGCUUAGGGCAUCUCGCACGAGUACUUGGUUAUGGCUACGGUGUACGAGUUUCUUGUAUAGAAAUGCGUUCAGAACUUAAUUUACAAGCACGCUGUAUUGACACAAAAUUGGAAAGUGUUCUUCAAAAACAUUUACCAUCAGAGAAUCUACCGUGUUUUAAACGACCAAAACAUGUAACAUUAUGCAUAACACCAGACAUGCAACCACAUCAGUUUCUUCAUAUAAUUGCGGAAUCACAACAUAAGACAAAUACAAAUUUUAAGUUUGGGAUAAUUGGUUUACAUCCCUGUGGUGAUUUAGCAGUUAUAUUAAUGCGUAUGUUCACAAAUAUUCCUCAGGCUCGUUUUCUUAAUUUUGCUAGUUGUUGUUAUAUGAAAUUAACUACGGCUGAAACACAAUCUAAUAUUAAACUACAAGGAUACCCUCUUAGCCAAUACUUAUUAAAACAACAGGAAUUCUCGUUUUUGAGUUAUGAAGCUCUCGAGAUAUCUUGUCAUGCUAUGGAAAUAUAUUGCGAUCGUCUGGCUAGAGGUGAUUAUGAAUAUUUAAAAGUACAUUCUUUUCGAGCGGCGGCAGAGCGAAUCAUUAUUAACCAAUGGCCCAAUUUAAGACAUUGUGGGCUACGAAGUGUUAAGCAUGUUCCUGGUAUGGACUUCGAAGAUUAUUUCUACAAAGCGACUCAAGGAGUUGAGGCGUCCAAUUUACCACGUUCUGAUUUGCAAACUACAACAACUCAAAAUGAUUUACUUCAUUGGCAACGAAUUGUUAUUUUUUACACUCUCCGACUUAUGUUUGCACCGCUAAUAGAGAGUAUAAUACUUUAUGAUCGGGCUUUAUAUCUUCAAGAAAAUGAGUGUCAAGUAAAUAUUAAAGCAGCUUUUGAUCCUCGCAUAUCCCCGCGGAAUCACAUAACUUGUUCCUUCAAACUCAAAUAAUCUUGUUGAUGUUAUUUAAUAUUUUCCAUACAAGUUCCGCUACAGUAAGUUAUUGCCAUGCUGGAAAAUAUAGAAAGCUUAAACCUUAUACAUGUAAUAAAUGAUAAAUUAAAUUCUGCCAAUUUAUAAUUAAA
This is a messenger RNA of Bactrocera tryoni, 1761 nucleotides long. Its product is annotated as protein RRNAD1. Bases 119 to 1627 code for a protein of 502 amino acids. The transcript has 5 exons. NCBI's taxonomy places the organism in Eukaryota, Metazoa, Arthropoda, Insecta, Diptera, Tephritidae. The record is from RefSeq and is a predicted model, not a curated record.